AUGAAUAAGAUGAUCGAAGGGAAUUUUGAAAAACAAAAGCAAUACCAAAAGCAGUUACAAGAUAUUUACGAUAGGUGCAAAAAAGCAACCACCGAUAUAAGGCAAGGGCUGUUGGGUGGAAAUCCAAUAAAAAUGAAAAACGUUGAUAUCAUGGAUAUUUUCAAGUACUCCAAUUUAAAAUUUCAAGUAAAAUCUAUCGGUUGACAGAAGAAGCAGGUAAUGCCCAAGCCUAAAAGAAUUAGACGAAGAAUCAGAAUAACAAAGGAGAUAAGGUGGAAGAGCAGCUGAUCUAAUAUUUUAAGGAUAUUUUGAAUGAAUUCAUUGCUGAUAUCUAUUUGAAGCUCAAAGAAUUCUAAGGGGAAAAAAAGAGCGUAUAAAUAAGUAUUACUAUAUUCAGGUACUCAUUAUUGUCUCAAAAACAUAUCAUGAUUACAAAGCUUAUUCAUAUUGGUUAUACAAAAUGUUUUAUUAUUUGGAUAAAUUCGCUAUGCCAUAUGUUGGAACUACCCUGUGCAGCACCUCCUUAAAGCUAUUCAAGGAGGGAUACUUCGAUAAGUGCAAUAAGCUGAUUUUGAACACAAUUUUACAAUUGAUUUAGGAAACAAGAAAGAAUGGAAUAUUGUUGGAUAAAUAAAUCAAACAACUCAUCUAAUUGUUUUCCGUCAUGGGUUCCAAAGAAGUUGAAUUGAAGUACAUGAAAGAAUCAGGAGAAUAUGACUACAUCUGUAAAAAGCAAGAAGAUGCACAAAAAUACUACAAAGAUAAUUUCCAAUGUUAUCUUUUGCAAGAAGUAAAGUUACACAAAUCAUAUUAAGACUUCCAAAUUCUAUAAGGAUGAAAUAGAGGACAAAUAAAAAUUUACUACUCCAGAGUUUGUAAACUGGGGUAAUUCUAUUUUCAAGUUGGAAUUGGAUAUAUGCAUAGAAUGCUAUCCAAAGAGUCAAUAGGCCAUUGAAAAUAAGUUGAAGAUGAUACUAGUCAAAGAUCAAGCAGCCAGAUUGGUGGAUUCUCCCACAGGAGUUGGUUAUAUGUUGCAAUAUGACAGAACUGAUGAAUUGAAAUAAUUGUUUUAAUUCAUCUUCAGAACAAAGGAAUGCAUUACUCAUAUUGCCAAGGCUUAUCAAACUUAUUUUGAGUAGCAAGGACAAUUGAUUAAUAAUUCGAUUGAACAAGAACCAUAAUAAGUAAAAGACGGUCGUUAAAUACGUAAUCUAUAUCAUUUACUCAAACAUAGAUGAAGCUGAACUCUAUUUCAAUAGAAUGUUGGAAGUUAUGGAAAAGGCCUAAAAUAUAUUAAAAAAUUAAUUGCAAGACGAACCAGAGAUUUAAAAGUCUUACAGUGGAGCCUUUAUGAUGGUGAUCAAUAAAAAUGAGAAAUCCCCAAUGUGGUUAGCUAUUUAUACUGAUAUCAUCAUAAGAAGCGAAAAGGGAGUAAAUGAGAUGGAAACUGAUAAAAGGUUGAGCAAAAUUGUAUCCCUCUUUCAAUUACUUUAUCAACGUGACGUGUUCUUUCGACAUUAUUAGAAAUUCUUAUCGAACAGAUUGCUCAAUCAAUAGCUAUAGAAUAUCUAAUUGGAGAAGCAAUUGUUGUAGAAAUUCAAGGGAGAAACUGGUACUAAUGUAUUGUAAAUAUUUGACUCAUAUUUAGAACUCAAUUGUCCAGCAUGAUCAACGACAUUGAACAGUCCAAUAGGUUUGCCUAAGAUCAACAGAUCAGUAAAGAUACUAAAUUUGAUUUGAAUGUGUUCUUGUUAUCAUAAGGUUGUUGGCCAAUCACCACCAUUCUAGACAAUGUUAUUAAGCCAAUUCAAAUCUAAAAUGUUCUGGAGUACUAACUUACUUAAUAUAUUUAAUUAGGAAUUACGAGAAGAUAUACUUGGGUAAACACAAUGGGAGAAUACUCACAUGGUGUUUUAAUAUGGGACAAGGGGAAUUAAUAUAUAAAUUAGCAGCAGACAAAUACUAUCUGAAUGUGAAUACUAUGCAAAUGAUUGCUUUUCUCUUAUUCAAUUAAGCGACAUCAUUUUCAAUUAAGAAUAUCUAGGAAAUGACCAAAAUUGAUAAGAUUGAUUUGGAAAACUCAUUGAUUCCUUUCGUUUGCUUAAAGAUCAUCUAAAGAGAGAAGCAGGAUGUUGAGGAUUUUUCAGAUGAAAAUGAAGUUCUAAAACUGAAUUUGGGUUUCAAUAAUAGGGCCAAAAAAAUGAAAUUGUUGCCUAAUCCUAAGAUGCAACCGAAAAGAAUUGUAAGAAGUGUUUAAUCGCUUUUUAGAGUAAGGUCAAGGAGCAAAAUCAGGAGGAAUUACAAUAGAUGGAGCAAAUUAACAAGCAAAGGGAAUUUGUGGUCGAUUCUUAAUUGGUUAGGUUGAUGAAAUCAAGAAAAACUAUUAAGCAUCAUGAAUUGCUGGAAAAUUGCUAACAAAUGAUUACAAUCUUUAAACCUGAUAUAUUAUUCAUCAAAAAGAGAAUUGAAAAUUUGAUAGAAAGAGAAUACAUUAGAAGAGAUGAAAAAGACUGGUAUUUAUCCAUCUUAACAAAUUAUUAGGAAUAUUUAUCAUUAUUUGAAUUGAAAAUUAUUAAAUCAAAAUUGUUA
Molecule: messenger RNA, 2589 nt
Organism: Paramecium octaurelia
Lineage: Eukaryota; Ciliophora; Oligohymenophorea; Peniculida; Parameciidae
Source: the annotation of a GenBank genome assembly